ACUUCCUCUUGACGCAACAAAAAAAUAAAUAAUAAAUAAAGAAACAAAAAUAAAAACAACAACAACAGUGCACAGAGUGGUCAAACAUAUUGGGCAGUGGUAGGGAGCAAGACGAGUCAUUCGCAACAUUAGCCAGCUGUCUCGCCAGCAUAUGCAGAGUGUUAUAUUUAUUUAUAUAUUAUACAUACGUACGUACAUAAACAUAUGUAUGUACGAACAAAUGUAUGUGUACACGCAUCGUAUCUUUACAUGCACACGUGUUAAGUGACGUGAACGUGACACGAAUGUGAUUAGUGAGUGAGCAACGCCGUUGUAAAAACAAAAAACAUUAAACUGAAGUAAACCAACAACAACAAAAAGUUAAUUGAAAAAACGUUUUUGUCGCCGCGACGCCGCAAUUUGCAUACCUACCACACGCACGAAGGCACAGACACACACACACACACACACACGCACGUGCGCGUUUGCUUACAACCAACAUGGAAAGCUCACCGAGCUCUUCAGCAAGCUCCUCGCCGCCAGAUUUCGAUUUCAGUUUGCCUUGUCGCUACUUCAAAAGCAAUUUCGCACGUUCACUCUCCAUGCAUCAGGGUGCCGGCAUAGCUGGAGCUGCUUGUGGCAGCGCUAAUGAUAUGCAAUGCAAAUCAUUGGAUUUCGAUAUCGGUCAAUAUCGCAGAAUUAGCGCUUUUAAUGAUGUCAACAGCAACAAUAACAACUGCAACAGCCUCGAGUGUCCGCCAUUGCCGGAGCGCCGCCGACAGGUAGCCACGCCAGUGACCACAACUGCGACGGCUGCUGCAUACAAGAAUGAGGCCAACAACAGUAGCAGCAACAGCAGCAGCAGCAGCAAUAACAUCACCGUAGCUUACUUAAAACUAAACGAUGUGACUGCGGAUGGGCAAGAGGUGGAUGAUCAACCGCCAGCCAUACCAGCGCGUUGUCCCAUUAUCACAAAAUCAAAGUCAGCCGGCACAUUGAAUAUACAGCAGCGACAGCGAAAACAACAAUUUCUAUUGGCACAAUAUAGGCUAGCCGAUGAGGAUGUGGAGGAAAGCGAGAAUGCGGCGAUUGCCACAGGCACUCAUGGGAAUUUUAACAGGCCAAUUAAUCAGCAGCAGCCGCAGUUGCUGCAGCAGCAACAACAACAACAGCAGCAGUUGAAUAGCAGUGCAAAUAACAACAAUAGUAACAAUAACAGCAACAGCUUUGACGGCAAUGAAGAUGCCACAAGUGUUGGCAUAAGCCGCUGCAAUGCAAGCAAUAGAAGGAAUGUUUGGCCUACAGACCGCGAUGCCGGGCAACAGCAACAACAACAGCAGAAACAGCAACAGGAUGUUAAUCUCUUGUACGAUGAGCAGCAUGACGUAAACGGCAAUGGCGUAGAAGCUUAUACUAAUGAUAACGGUGACGAUGAUGAUGAUAAUGAUAGUGAGGAUAAUGAUGGCAAUGUUACAAUAGCAGCACCGCCGCCACCUGUGGCUGCUGCACGCUCUACACUAAAAUCGCAUUAUGUUGCAACAAAACCCACUUCUAUGCUCUCUCGCACCGCACCCUCACGUUUGGUGCAUCGUUUGCCUGCCUUGAAGGCGUCCAGCGAUAGUGCCGCCAAUGUUCAAGUGGUUUUGCUGCAAAAUCAAGUGGACACAUUGCAAUGGCAAUUGAAACAGUUGGAGACUAGCAAUGAAAUGUACCGUGCUGUCAUCGAAGAGAUCGCACGCUUCCUUGAUCGUUAUCAAACACAAAAGCAGCAACAGCGACAAUUACAACAACAACAGCAAAUAUCCCGUUCGAAAAGUCUGUACCAAGUAUACGAUGGCGACAGCACAUGCGGCGAAGGUCACGAGCAAAAUGCCAGCAGCACAUUUGGCGAUAAAUCAACUUCAAUCUCGUCUUCAUGUUUGCGUACGCGUAGCAGCAGCAACCUGAUCGUAGAUUUGAAACAAACGAGCGCGCCAAAUGGCAAUGGGAAGACAGGCAACAGCGCUAAUUCAAGGCACAGCACACUGGCAGCGACGAGUGUAGAUAAACGUAGUUACGAUGCCAUUAGCUCGCCCCCAAGCAACAGUUCGUACACCACAUUCAAGGACUUUACCUGGCGCCGUUCACCUAAGAAGUACGCUGAAGCCAAGGCUCAAGCCGCUUCAAAUGAUGUUGAGGAGAAAUUAAACCAGGAAGCUUUCCGACUGUCGCGUACCAUACAAAAUUUGUUAACAACAUCCACACGCCAACCGGAUUUGCGUCUGCAUCGUAACGCCUCGCCGGCAUGCAGUAGCAGCAGUGUGGGUAAAACACUUACAGCACCCACAUUACCAACCAUUAUACCAAAACUCAUCACGCCUACGCGCACCAAUGCCAUCACGGACAAUGGCAACCACUUACGGAGCACACCAAUCGCCAACACGCUUGCCUCCGCCUCCGCCUCGGCCUCGGCCUCGGCCUCGCCCGACAUGCUCUUCCUGCGCGCCAACAACAUACGCGACUCACGCUUAUCGUUGCGCAGCUCCACGGAUAGCUCCGUACAUUCCACCGCCUCAAAUUCGUCUGUGGUGUCCACCUCCUCAUCGUCUGCCGCAUCCACAUCCUCGAGCAAGGUGGAGACGGACGAUGAUGUUACGCUACACCGUCCAUUCAAUCAACAAAUUGCACUAACGCCAUUCAAACAACAUCAGCAUCAGCACCAGACCCAGCAUCAGCUGUCACAUCAGCAGCCGCACAACUCGGCCACGGAGGACGAAAGUGGUUUCAGUUCGAUCAGUUCUUUUCAUGACAUUGGUGUACCGCUUUGUUCCACAAUGAUAUCGAAUGGCUCCAUAACACCGAAUCGUUUGUCGUUGGCCAGCAUCAAAUUGGAUGCUGCGAAUUUGGGUAGAGCUAAUAACGGUAGCACUGGUGCCGGUAGCGCUUCCGCCGCAGCGACGGCGUGUGAUGUCGAUGCCAACGAAGGCGGUAGCGGCGAUAGUCGUAAUUCGACAUUGAAGGCUAAUCAUCCCAGCAAUGUGUUGGGUGUGCCACUGCAGCCCACACACGAUAUGCAGCAUCGUUGGGAUACAACAACAACAACAACGAAAAACAGUUAUCGCAAUGCCGAUACGAAAUACCAACGCUUCUCGACACUCUCCAAUGAGGAAGCGGCCGCCGUACUUUGGGUGUAGAUGUGUGCCCACACAUGCAUACAUACAUGCAUACAUACAUGCAUAGCAGCUCACAUUAGCUCCUCAACGCAUUUCGCCUUAAUUCUGCAAUACUUAGUGCAUUUAAUUUAGUUUAAAUGUUUCUUCUAGUAAAGAAAACGAAACAAAUCUACAUACUUUAUACAUGCACACAUACACACACAUAUAUAUAUAUAUAUAUCAAACGAUUCAGAAAAAAUUUUAAAUAAUAUUUUUAAUCUAAAUUUAAGUCCGUUCGGCAGUUUAUAUGAGUAAACUUACAUGCAUGCAUAUAUAUAUAUAUAUAUAUAUUUAGUACUGUUAUAAUUUGGCUCCCAUCGGCGCCUUUUAAUGUUUUAAUUAAAUGUUACUUUUAGCGAAGGAAACCCAUUUAAAUUUUAAGAAGCCCAUUCACCGAAUUUGUCUCCAUCUUCCGUCUCACAAAGCCGUAAAUGCAUUUAAUUUGUUAAACUCACAUACAUAUAUGUAUACGUUACACAUAAACUUAAAUAAGAAACUUCUAUUCAAAGGUAAGAUAUUAUUAAAGCUUAAAUAAAACGCCACUUGGCCCAAUUAGAGCAUACAA
Molecule: messenger RNA, 3735 nt
Organism: Ceratitis capitata (Mediterranean fruit fly)
Lineage: Eukaryota; Metazoa; Arthropoda; Insecta; Diptera; Tephritidae
Exons: 4
Coding region: 480-3152 (890 amino acids)
Source: RefSeq, a predicted model, not a curated record